Plenodomus lingam JN3 is the source of this 1230-nucleotide messenger RNA. RefSeq lists its product as uncharacterized. The record is from RefSeq and is a predicted model, not a curated record. Lineage: Eukaryota; Fungi; Ascomycota; Dothideomycetes; Pleosporales; Leptosphaeriaceae.
AUGCCCGUCAACAUUCUCGCCCAAGUCUUCUCAGAGGGCUUGGACUCUAUUCCCUAUGGCUGGACCGUCACAAAAAUCGCCUCUGUCUUCGCUGUGCUUUACGCGCUAAAAUGGUUCUUCAAUGGCGCAAAGAAUGGAUCAGAACGGAAUAUGCACUCGAAGGUGAUCCUAGUUACUGGAGGGACAGCCGGAAUUGGUGCCGAGGUAGUCAGAGGACUUGCGGAUCGUGGUGCACAAAUCGUCCUCCUCGUACGGCAGCCGCUCUCCGACCCCUUCUUGGUGGACUACAUUGAAGACCUACGGACCCAGACGAACAACGAGCUCAUUACUGCGGAAUAUGUUGACCUCGAGUCUUUGCAUAGCAUUCGCCAAUUUGCUACGAAAUGGGUUGAUAACGCGCCGCCGCGCCGAUUGGACAUGAUCGUGCUUUGCGCGAGCACUAUGACACCGCCUGGAGUCAAGGCCACGGCUACUGAAGAUGGCCUAGAGUCGACGUGGGGUGUAAACUACAUGGCCAAUUUUCAUCUACUGAGCAUACUCAGUCCUGCGUUGCGCGCUCAGCCGCCGGAUAGAGACGUGCGAAUCAUAUUCGGUACCUGCGCUUCAUACAUGGCUGGAAAGAUACCAGAAUCCUUUAACAAUUCUGGCAAACCAAACACGAAGAAAAGCGCAAAGACUGAACCCGGGCAGCUCGACCUUGCGCCGUCUGCGAUAUAUGCUACCUCCAAGCUGGCGCUCAUGACUUUCGCUGUUGCUUUCCAAAAGCAUCUCUCCAACUAUGCGCGCCCUGAUAAGAAGCCAAUGAAUGCCCGUGUAAUCAUGGUUGAUCCGGGUUGGACUCGUACACCUGGCAUGCGCCGGUAUCUCACCUUUGGAUCUUUAUGGGGUUUGGCCGUGUAUCUAAUAAUGUGGCCAAUCUGGUGGCUAGUACUGAAGAGCGGGGACGCGGGUGCGCAAACCUUCUUGUACGCUGCCAUGGAAGCACGCUGGGGGCGAGGGGACGGCAAAUACUUCCUGAAGGAGUGUAGGCAAGUCAAAUGGUCGAGGCCUGAGAUUGACGAUGAAGAUCUACAAAAGAAACUAUGGGAGAGCAGCGAGAAGACGAUUGAGCUGCUAGAGAAGGAAAGUGCGAAGAGGAGGGCCAUGGAAAAGAAGGAGAAGGAAAAGAGCGAAGGCACCAGCACUGCGAAAGAAGCGAAUAGGACGGCGAGGUCUAGUGGUAAAAAAUGA